UAAGAAAUGAGAAAGAAAAUAAAUCUCGUUGGUAGAAUAACAAGAAAACAAGAUCUGACUGACUACUUACAUCCAAUCUCAAAGUUGGAAGAAGAUGCAGCGUGAGUUUGCGACGAAGUUCUCACUCCUUUCGGCUCUCUUUUUCCUUCUGACGCCGGAGCUAAUUCCAGUCAGUGAAGCCGUGUGGCUCAACAUACCUAAGACGGGAACAAAGUGCGUCUCGGAGGAAAUCCAGAGCAAGGUCGUCGUCUUGGCCGAUUACCUCGUCAUCUCCGACGAGCAUUCCAUCUUCCCCACUGUCUCUGUUAAGGUUACAUCACCAUAUGGAAACGUUUUGCACCACAGCGACAACGCUACACAUGGUCAGUUUGCGUUUACAACCCAAGAAUCAGGAACCUACUUGGCUUGUUUCGAGGCCGUAGGAAACAGUCAUGGUAACAAAGACAUUAGCAUCAACCUUGACUGGAAAACUGGUAUCGCGGCCAAGGAUUGGGACUCCAUUGCUAGAAAAGAGAAGAUUGAGGGUGUGGAGUUGGAGCUUAGGAAACUCGAAGGUGCAGUUGAGGGCAUUCAUGAGAAUCUACUUUACCUAAAAGACAGAGAAGCGGAUAUGAGGAUUGUGAGUGAAAAAACAAACUCGCGAGUUGCAUGGUACAGUAUAAUGUCGCUAGGCAUCUGCAUUGUGGUCUCUGGUUUACAGAUUUUGUACUUGAAGCAAUACUUUGAAAGGAAGAAGCUUAUUUAGAUCAGAUGAUGGAUGAUCCGAUCCAUGGAUACUAGAAACCAACACUUUCCUUUGCUUUCCUUCUUAUACCACUCUUUUGAACUCAAUAGUGUAAAACUUUUUUGUUUCACUCAUUUAACUUGUAAUCCGUCCCUCGGUUAGAUAAUUAUAUAUCUACACUCUAAUAAUCAGAAUCUGAGUUACAUUUUA
Molecule: messenger RNA, 934 nt
Organism: Brassica napus (rape)
Lineage: Eukaryota; Viridiplantae; Streptophyta; Magnoliopsida; Brassicales; Brassicaceae
Product: transmembrane emp24 domain-containing protein p24delta4-like
Exons: 4
Coding region: 95-745 (216 amino acids)
Biological process (GO): Golgi organization; endoplasmic reticulum to Golgi vesicle-mediated transport; intracellular protein transport
Cellular component (GO): COPII-coated ER to Golgi transport vesicle; Golgi apparatus; endoplasmic reticulum-Golgi intermediate compartment
Source: RefSeq, a predicted model, not a curated record